AUGAUAGCUGGACAAGUCAGUAAGCCCUUGCUGUCAGUGCGGAGUGAAAUGAAUGCGGAGUUGAGAGGUGAGGACAAGGCUGCUACUUCAGACAGCGAGCUGAAUGAGCCCCUGCUUGCGCCCGUGGAAUCAAAUGACAGCGAGGACACUCCCAGCAAGCUCCUGGGGGCCAGAGGGAAUCCGACGCCUUCAGACCCUGGCACCCCAGACCAUCACCAGGCCAGCCAGACCCACCCCACAUAUCCAGUUGGGCCACAGCCACUUCUGACAGCACAGCAGUUGGCCUCUGCUGUGGCUGGCGUGAUGCCUGGAGGCACACCAACUCUCAACCAGCCUAUCCUCAUUCCCUUCAACAUGGCAGGACAGCUAGGAGGGCAGCAAGGGCUGGUCCUCACACUUCCUGCAGCGAAUCUCACAAACAUCCAAGGGCUGGUAGCAGCAGCUGCAGCUGGAGGCAUUAUGACUCUGCCAUUGCAAAAUCUACAAGCUACCUCAUCCCUGAACUCCCAACUCCAGCAACUCCAGCAGCUCCAACAUCUCCAGCAACAGCAGCAACAGCAGCAGCAGCAGCAGCAGCAGGGACAGCCUCCACAGCCCACCAGCCAGCACCCUCCAACAAACCCACAAGCGCCCCAGCAGCCUCAGCCACAGCAGCCCCAGGCCACCUCACCCCAGCAGCCUCCACCUGCCUCCCAGAAGCUGCCAACGCCCACGUCUCAGCUGCAGCAGCCUCCUCAGCCCCAGCAGCAUCAGCCGCAUCUCCAGACCCAGAAUCAAAAUCAACAGUCACCUACACAGCAGAGUUCAAGCCCCUCCCAGAAAUCCAGCCAGUCCCCGGGACAAGGCCUGCCAUCUCCACUCACGCCACCCAAUCCUCUGCAGCUGGUUAAUAAUCCACUAGCAAGUCAGGCUGCAGCGGCUGCGGCAGCAGCAGCCAUGGGCUCCAUAGCAAGCUCACAGGCCUUUGGCAAUGCCCUCUCCAGCCUUCAGGGGGUCACAGGUCAACUAGUUACUAAUGCGCAAGGACAGAUUAUCGGGACCAUCCCACUGAUGCCAAGUCCAGGGCCAUCGGGCCAAACAGCGAGCGGCACCCAGGGCCUCCAGGUGCAGCCCAUCACCCCCCAGCUCCUGACCAACGCCCAGGGCCAGAUCAUCGCAACGGUCAUCGGGAACCAGAUCCUGCCAGUGAUCAACACGCAGGGCAUCACACUGUCCCCCAUCAAGCCAGGCCAACAGCUCCAUCAACCCUCCCAGACGACAGUGGGGCAAGCAGCCUCCCAAGGGAACCUUCUUCACCUGGCUCACAGCCAAGCCUCCAUGUCUCAAAGUCCCGUCCGGCAGGCUUCUUCUUCCUCCUCCUCAUCCUCCUCUUCUUCAGCUUUGAGUGUGGGCCAGUUAGUCAGCAAUCCUCAAACGGCAGCGGGUGAGGUGGAUGGGGUUAAUCUGGAGGAGAUCCGAGAAUUUGCCAAAGCUUUUAAAAUCCGACGCCUGUCCCUUGGCCUGACCCAGACUCAGGUGGGUCAGGCCCUCAGUGCCACAGAGGGCCCCGCGUACAGCCAGUCGGCCAUCUGCAGACACACCAUCCUGAGAAGCCACUUUUUCCUACCACAGGAAGCCCAAGAGAACACUAUAGCUAGCAGUCUGACAGCCAAACUGAACCCUGGCCUUUUGUAUCCUGCCAGGUUUGAAAAGCUGGACAUCACCCCUAAAAGUGCCCAGAAGAUCAAGCCGGUGCUUGAGCGGUGGAUGGCUGAGGCUGAGGCCCGCCAUCGCGCAGGUGUGCAGAACCUGACCGAGUUUAUCGGGAGUGAGCCGUCCAAAAAGCGCAAGCGGCGCACCUCCUUCACACCCCAGGCCCUUGAGAUCCUCAAUGCCCACUUUGAGAAGAACACACACCCCUCUGGGCAGGAAAUGACCGAAAUUGCUGAGAAGCUGAACUAUGACCGGGAAGUAGUUAGAGUUUGGUUCUGCAAUAAGAGGCAAGCCCUGAAGAACACCAUCAAACGCUUAAAACAGCAUGAACCUGCCUCUGCAGUCCCUCGGGAGCCCUUAACUGAUUCUCUGGAAGAAAACUCCUAA
Molecule: messenger RNA, 2079 nt
Organism: Elephantulus edwardii (Cape elephant shrew)
Lineage: Eukaryota; Metazoa; Chordata; Mammalia; Macroscelidea; Macroscelididae
Gene: POU6F2
Product: POU class 6 homeobox 2
Exons: 9
Coding region: 1-2079 (692 amino acids)
Biological process (GO): regulation of transcription by RNA polymerase II
Molecular function (GO): DNA-binding transcription factor activity, RNA polymerase II-specific; RNA polymerase II cis-regulatory region sequence-specific DNA binding
Source: RefSeq, a predicted model, not a curated record